This is a messenger RNA of Porites evermanni, 759 nucleotides long. Lineage: Eukaryota; Metazoa; Cnidaria; Anthozoa; Scleractinia; Poritidae. The record is from the annotation of a GenBank genome assembly.
AGUAGUAUAAGGGUGUAUAUCCGCGUUCAGCAGCAAAAAAUUUCUUCCGCGAAUCCACGUUUCUGCGACGAUUUGUAUGCUAUUCAACAUGGCAGGGUAAGGGGUGCAGAAAAGAUCAGAACUCACUUACUUCUGUGGGGCUUCUGCGAGAUCGCUCCUGAUCAGACCAUAACAUUCGCAGUGGAUAUAACAAAUGAGGGCCCACGGAAGUACGCAUCGCUGUAUGCUGGAUCCAAAUUGUGCACCGUGGACUUUGAAAAAAAUUGUCUCAGGUAUGGCUGCCUGUUUGUAAAGAGGAAAGCGCGCAACGACUUUUAUGGAAGGCAACACCUAGAAUAUUUCUUUUACCAAGCUAAUCCCCAGCCCGUUUGGAUUCCAGUGGAAGACGGACACCCGUUACCAAAAAAGAUCAUCAAAACGGGCACUACAGGUUUUGGUCGAUCUCCUGGAAACGGAGAGAAACCUCUUAAAGUGAUUUUAGCCAGCAAUGGCUGUCAGCUUACUAAUAUCUAUACUACUAGUAAUAGAGAGUCGAUCUUGCGUAGUGGCACAUGUCUUUGCGACACUGGCCACGAAUUCGUUCCAGCCAACACUGGUGAUCCUGUACCUCCCCACGCAGUCAUCGGUGGGGUUAGUGUCCCCGAAGGAUCGCUGUACCUUGGGAGAGUCGGAGGCAACAUUCCAUGUGUAAUUGAAGUUGAAAGGGGCAAGGUUAAAUCCUUCUGUUACGGCCUUAUGAAUAAAGUUCAAAGCGGCUAA